Staurois parvus is the source of this 357-nucleotide messenger RNA. The record is from the annotation of a GenBank genome assembly. Lineage: Eukaryota; Metazoa; Chordata; Amphibia; Anura; Ranidae.
GGCACAUCGGGCUGGACUCCCGGGCAGAGGCACAUCGGGCUGGACCCCGGGCAGAGGCACAUCGGGCUGGACCCCGGGCAGAGGCACAUCGGGCUGGACUCCGGCAGAGGCACAUCGGGCUGGACUCCGGGCAGAGGCACAUCGGGCUGGACUCCGGGCAGAGGCACAUCGGGCUGGACUCCGGGCAGAGGCACAUCGGAUUACCAGGCGAAGCAGCAGGCAGCGGGCCACCGGGCGGAGCAGCAGGCAGGCACCGGGCCCCCAGGCGGAACAGCAGGCACCGGGCCCCCAGGAGGGGCGACAGGCAUCGGGCCCCCAAGCGGAGCAGCGGGCACCGGGCCCCCAGGCGGGGCGAAA